AUGGCGCGAAUUCAUCGGGAAUGCCGAGAGCGAUCACUACCAGCUGUUCGAUUUUCCAAGCCGCUUGAUUAUUUCUCAGACAUUUCUGAUUGGUGCACGAGCUCAAAAAAAUAUUACAAUCAUCAUCGCGAUAUUGUUCGAGAUAAUAUUCGAGUCAUCAAAUCAUCGGGCCCACGAAUUGUUCCGAUUCGAACGGUUCCUCCCUUCUGCCGGCAGGUUUAUCAACAAAAUACAAGUGUUGUUCCAUUACCCAAAAUGAUGACUCGAUCAAGAUCAACUGAUCCCAAUGUGGUUGAUGACGCCACCCAAUUCAGAAACAUGUUCACGCGCGGAGACUUACACGUCCGAAUAAUUCAUUCAGGGGGUCCCGGUGAAAAACCUCGCGAAUUGCAAUGGGCCAAGGAUCCGAGUCAGAUGAAAAAUGAAACCAUUUGCGCGCUGAUUUCGAAGUUCUCAUUGGGUCUUUCCCUUUUAGAUCACCCAUAUCGAUUUGUGGCUGAAACCGGGAUCACGGACCUCUUAAUUGCGCUUCGCAAUCAAAUGAGUCUGAUUUCCGUGUUGCCACACUUGGUUCGAGGAAUUCGCGCCGGCCUUUAUUCAUUUGAUGUCGAGAAGAAGAAAUUCUGCCUGAGGACACUUUCUCGAGUCACGUCGCUUCCUGGCAUCGGUCCGCAGCUCGUCCCAUUUUAUAGACAACUUCUUCCUCCACUGAGAAGCGUAGGGCAUUCAAGAAGCCGCUCAGAUCGAGUUCAUUAUAACAGAGGUCGUCAAAUUGAAGAAAUGAUCACAAGUACUCUAAAUGACUUGGAACGCACUGGUGGACCAAACGCAUUAAUCAAUAUUAAAUACCUGUUGCCAAACUAUGAAUCAUGCAAAUAUAUGAUACUCGUCGUUUACUAUUCAAUAUUUGCAUGCAGUUUAGCGGGUGCAAGACCGCAAGAUCACGAACCAAUUCCAAUUCCAAAAGAUUCUUCUACACGGCCACAGCUUUAUAGACAUGUUCCCAGUGAUCCGCCAGCACCAUCAAAUUUGAAACCUCGCAGACGACACCGUCAUCGACAUCACUACACUCCAGAAUAUGAGAAGCAACUUCAGGAAUACGAAAUACAGAAGAAGCUUGCGGAAAGGCAACGUCAACGUCAAUAUGAUCAAUACUACCAGAAUUACUUUGAUCGGAUGAGAGCUUAUGCAAUGAAUGUGCAUAUUAAUAGAUAUCGUCAGAUUCUGCAGCAGCAGGAACUCGAGAAAGAACGAUUUGCAAAGAAUAUGGAGGAAUACGGUUUGAGGAGCGAUGAGCUCGCUGCUGUUGAGCAGGCAAAGGCAAACAUUCGCGGAGAACACGAGGAGACCCAAAAGCCUGCCAGUCCUUUUGAAGGAAUCUCCGAAAAGUCACAAAUCGAGCAACGAUCGAUAAAAGCGGAAUCGGCGAUGCCUGUUAUGGUGAAGCGACCACCUUCAGCGAUUGAGCCGAGGCCUGAAAAUAUCGACGUGCACAGAAAAGCGCUGCACUUGGAAAGCUUGUGCCACCGCUUCUUGCCAACCGUUCGAAAGCAUUGCAACACUGGAGAGAAGACUGAAAAGAAGUACGCCAGCAAAUGCAAAGGAUAUUUCCAUGAUUGCCAACGAUUCUUGCCCAAAGAAGAUCCAUUGUAUAAUAUAGCGUAUGCGUUUAAUUCAAAUGUUGGUUUGAAUCUCGGAACCUGGGAUGUCAAAGGAAUUCCGUACUACCCAAUCAACGAGGAAGGUGCUAUUGGGGCUGGCCGCCAGAUGAAUAUUCCGUUCGGAUCAUGGGGCGGAGGGUAUUCCGAUCACAUUGGAGUCAGAGACUACUGGUCACAGUAUCAAGAGAUUGGUGCCAAUUGGUAUGAGGGAAAAUAUGGAUACAAGAGACACUCAUGCGGUGGUAAGCGUCAUUUCAAUAGGCUUAACUAUUGCAUGAUCGCCAUAUUUUCGGUGUCAGUGCCUUUGAAACCCGGAGAUGCUGGAAAGCCAAUCGGAGUAGACGUCGGCGGAGGUGUCGGACCAUACUACCAGCAGAAUCAACAUGUCGGAGUGGAUCCUCUCAAUGGCCAAGUCAACACAAAUUUCGGUGUUGGUGUACCAAUGGCUGGUGUUGGAGUAAACACCGGUGUUGGUGUCAAUUUCCCUGGCGUCAACGAUAUCUUGGGACGAUAA
Molecule: messenger RNA, 2175 nt
Organism: Caenorhabditis bovis
Lineage: Eukaryota; Metazoa; Nematoda; Chromadorea; Rhabditida; Rhabditidae
Source: the annotation of a GenBank genome assembly